AUGCUCUUUUCUGCCGCAUUGGCUCUGUCUAUGUUCGCGUGUUCCGUUGCCAGACCACAGUUUGAGGAACGCCGGUCGUAUGGUAAUCGCAGCCCUAAGCUCUACGCCCGAGCCGAAGUACAAGGCAAAAAAUUAGGUAUCAGCGCACAUUUUGAGUUUGUCGGUACCACAGAUGGGGAGCCGACCUUCGUAAAGCUCCAGGUUCUUAAGGGCCUGACCAAUGAUCCGACUCUUGGGGGUCCAUUUGCCUACCAUAUACACACCAAUCCCAUUCCUCCUGACGGCGAUUGUACCAAGGCGCUUGCGCACCAUGAUCCCCUUAAUGUCACUGAGGGUCUCAUCUGUGACCCAGCGUUCCCACAGUACUGUCAGACUGGAGAUCUCUCAGGCAAACAUGGCAAGUUGAAUGGCACAACCGACGGUAAAAUCGCAACUUUCGGGUAUAGCGAUGCCUAUGUUCGGUUUUUCCCAGAGACACACUCGCUCUUAGGACGUUCGAUCGUUAUUCAUUCUUCAAAUAAGACGAGGCUCGCAUGCGGUAACAUUACGAGUUUUCUAGAUGGUACCGCGGAUGUGUCUUUCAGGCCUACCUACAGACGCUCGAAAUACGUCAAAGAUUAUCCCACUACUGCACCAAUUCAGCCAUCACCACCAGUGAUUCCAUUUAACGGGACAGUCAUGACCGACCCGGCCAUCAUCGCAACAUUCCCAUAUCCACUACCAGUUCCUGCUCUUUCCCUUGCUGAGGCACUGAACGUCAAGCUCGUGGAUAUCACUCAUUCCGUGAAGUUUGCGAACGUUGAGCAAAGUAUUACCCAACCAAGUGAGAAGAAGGUCGACGGAAGAGGCCCCUUUUCCGGUUGGUGGGAUACGGUUUGGUAG
Rhizoctonia solani is the source of this 882-nucleotide messenger RNA. Its product is annotated as copper/zinc superoxide dismutase domain-containing protein. The coding region runs from base 1 to 882 and encodes 293 amino acids. The record is from RefSeq and is a predicted model, not a curated record. Gene Ontology annotation, molecular function: metal ion binding. The transcript has 7 exons. Gene Ontology annotation, biological process: superoxide metabolic process. Lineage: Eukaryota; Fungi; Basidiomycota; Agaricomycetes; Cantharellales; Ceratobasidiaceae.